CUACUUAAACGGUCCCUUGCCUUGGUGUGUUGCAACAUCGAGGAGGGUCUAGUUAAAACCACCCAUCUGUUGUCUGUAGGAAUCAACAGUGACUGUCUUCUAGGUGACAAGUCGCCGUCAACCAUGCCCAUCAUUACAGUGUCUCCCAGCUCUGACCCGACCAACCUCCACAAAAUCUUAGAAGUCAACGGACGACCAUUUCCUUUCGUCUUUGAUGAGGACCUUCUCUUGAAUAUUCCCAAUUUGAAACUCCGCGAUGAUGAUGUCCUGCUAUGUGGGUACAUGAGGUCAGGAACACACUGGAACUUUGAGAUCAUCAACAUGCUGCUGAAUGGAGUCAUAGAGACCAUUCCGGACCGGAAGGAAUCUCUCCACCUGGAGCAGGCAUCGCAGGAAGAACUUGACAAGUUCCCAUCACCAAGAGUUCUUAGUUCCCACCUUCUAUUUGAAGAACUACCAAGGGAGGUAAUAGACCGGAAGACGAAAAUUGUGUACCUCAUUCGGGAUCCAAAAGACGCCUUGGUAUCCUGGUAUACAUGCAUUAAGAAGAUUAAUCUUUCAUAUGACAAGCUGUGGAAUAUGCCAUUGUCGGAUUGGUUAGAACUAAGUAUCGGUGGAAAAAUGGAGUGGGGUAGCUGGUUUGAGAAUAUGUCGAGCUGGGAAAGGGCUCUUCAGAACUACCCAGACCAUCCAAUACUCCUUGUGUAUUAUGAAGAGCUGAAACAGGUAUGUUAUAAAUACAUUAUGUUAUAACGGUG
This is a messenger RNA of Haliotis rubra (blacklip abalone), 758 nucleotides long. Its product is annotated as sulfotransferase 1B1-like. Bases 124 to 753 code for a protein of 209 amino acids. The record is from RefSeq and is a predicted model, not a curated record. Gene Ontology annotation, molecular function: sulfotransferase activity. Lineage: Eukaryota; Metazoa; Mollusca; Gastropoda; Lepetellida; Haliotidae. The transcript has 4 exons. Gene Ontology annotation, cellular component: cytoplasm. Gene Ontology annotation, biological process: sulfation.